Molecule: messenger RNA, 1248 nt
Organism: Lodderomyces beijingensis
Lineage: Eukaryota; Fungi; Ascomycota; Pichiomycetes; Serinales; Debaryomycetaceae
Source: the annotation of a GenBank genome assembly
AUGUAUACGUGCAACACUUGCAAUUUACAGUUUCCAGAGUCCGAUGACCAGAGGAACCACAUGAAAUCAGAAUGGCAUCGGUAUAACUUAAAGAGAAAAGUUGCACAACUACCUCCGAUUACAGAGGAUUUGUUUCAAAGUAAAGUUGCUACGUUGCAACGGAAAGAUGACACCAACUCGAAAGACAAGGACAACAAGCAGACGACAAAGAAGGAGCAGCGUCGAAAGGAAAAAGAGGCCCUUCUGGAGAAGAAAAGAGCAAUCUUGGAACAGGCAAAGAGAGCCAUGAUGGCCGAGAGGGGCGGAAACCAACCAGUUCUGGCCCAGGAGGAGGAGGAGGAGGAGGAGGAGGUUGUUUCUCCCGUGACUGAUUCAAGCAAUCAAGACGCCACAAAUGGUUCCGCAGCAAAAGAGGCGGAUAGCAUAACAUCUCAGGAGGAUGAAAAAGAGCUUACGCAAGAGGAAGAGGAAGAGAAGCUUUUGAAACAGAAGCUCGCGCAAAAGACGGAAAUUCCUCCCACCACUUGUCUCUUUUCACACCCCAAAUACAAUCACCAAUUCGACUCUGUGGAUGAAAAUGUCGAACAUAUGUUCAAGAAGCACGGUCUUUAUAUACCCGAGCAGAGCUACUUGGUAGAUAAGAAAGGAUUGAUUGAAUAUUUAGCGGAAAAGAUUGGGUUUGGGUUCUGCAUCGCUUGCAACUACCAAGGAAGAAACGCAGAGGCCGCGAGAGAGCACAUGCAAACAAAGAGGCACAUGAGGAUUCCUUAUGAAAGCGACGAUGAAAAAUUGGAAAUUUCCAAAUUUUACGACUUUUCGUCAACUUACGACGACGACGACGACGAGGAGGUGAUUUCUUCUCAGCAAGGGGACGAGGAAGAGUGGGAGGAUGUCAGUGGCGAUGAAGAUGUUGAAGCAGACGAGGAGGAGGAGCUUCCUCCAUCGGAUAGAGACGCUAUUUUGCAAAAUGGAACCGAGUUGAUUCUCCCGUCCGGUGCUAUUAUUGGCCACAGAUCCAACGCUAGAUAUUACAGACAGAACUUGGCGCCAGAGCGCGAGUUGUCCGAAGGACAGGGCACGGUGAUUGCAGCAGAGACGAGACACAUGCUCACGUUGAAGGAUAGACAAGAGUUGGCUGGAAAGAGGAGGACUUGGAAGUCGGAAAAGAAGAGCGAAGAUAUCAACGACAGAAGGGCCGCCAAAUUCAUCAAUAACCAGCCGCAUUAUAGAGAUCAAUUGUUACAAUAG